UCAGGCUGGAGUAUCCUUAGUUCUAUCAACUCUGUGCUUUCUCCACACUCAGAGUGUUUAAAUGGGAUAGAUCUAAUUCAGAUCAAGUUGGCUUAUGCCUCCUCUGUUCUUUCUUUUGUUUUCAGUCUUUUAUUAUCAGCAUUGGUGAGCUUCUGUUUUAUUUAAACGACACACUCGGAGUAACACCAAGGAGGAAGUUGACACCCACCCAAACUAAAUGACUCGGGACGCAGGACCAAGCCAUUCCCAGCCCCAGCUGGAAAAAGCUGAAGUAGACCCACGGUCAGGUCCGGCGUCCGAGGGCCACGUGCGGCAGGAGGGGCCGCCUUCUGGUUGGCGCUCCGAGGGGCUCAGUCCCUCCAAUCGGCGUAGGCCCUGCGCUGGAGAGGGCGCGCGCCCUGCAUGAGAGGGCGGGGCCAGCGACCUGUCCAUCACCGAUUCCGCGGGUGGCAGCACCUACCACACCAAGGCACCUAGGCGAGACAAGGCCGAAGCGGGAAGGCCGCGGCUGGGGGAGGCGGGGCCAGGCUGGCGGGAGCCAAUCCGCUGGGCGGCGCCAGGGGGCGGGGUCACCGCGCGCGACCCAAACACUCCGGCCCUGGCGCAUCCCGGAGCAGCGCAGCUUCUCCGCCUUCUGGUGAGAGGGCCGCUGAACCUCCUCCCCUCCUGGGCACCCCUACCUUCGUGUCCCACCUCCCCCCCCACCCCCGCCCCUCCUUCACCGGGGGAGCGCGGUGACGGUUGCCGGGAAGCACGCGCCGCUACUCCCUCCCCUCCGGCGUCCUCCCCUCACGCGCCACCCGGUUUUCCUCCUUCUCCGUUAAUAACAGCUGGGUGGCUGGGGGAGGAGGGAAGGUGGCCUUGGCUGAGUCUGGGCGGGCGCCUCCCACUCACCCGCGAGCCGCCGUGGGAGCAGGAGGAUGGCGGCGGUAGCGGCGGCCGCCCGGGAGGAGGCGGUGCCGAGGCUCUCGGCGCAGAGCGCGGCGGCGGCAGAGAGCGGCAGCGGCCCGUCGCGGCGCACUAGAACCGAAAGCAGCGGCAGCCGCGCAGCCACCUGAGCCGCCCCGCCCGCUGGAGCCAGCGAGCGGCGCCCACGGGAGCCGGGACCUCCUUCCUCUCCGUCUCUCCUCGUCUCCCGCGCCCCGUCAGGCAGCAGGUCUCGCCCGCCAACCCCGAGAAGAGCGCGCCGGGCGCAGACCGGCCCUCGGGGCGCCGGGCUGCGGCCCUGGACGUGCGGGCUUCUGUCUGCGCCGGCCUCGGCGCCUCGACCCUGCCCUCUCGCUCACGCGCUCGCUCCCCCCCUCCCGGCGCUCCGGGCGCUGCGCGCGGGCCCGGCCCGGGACAGGGCGGACAUGGGCGCCAAGCAGAGCGGCCCGGCCGCUGCUAACGGCCGCACCCGCGCGUACUCGGGCUCGGAUUUACCUUCCAGCAGCAGCGGAGGGGCCAACGGGACUGCGGGCGGCGGGGCGCGAGCCGCGGCCGCCGGGAGGUUUCCGGCUCAGGUGUCCGGCGCGCACCAGCCCAGCGCCUCCGGUGGCGCCGCGGCGGCCUCGGCGGCCCCACGCAGCCGCUCCCUAGGCGGGGCCGUGGGGACCGUGGCGGCGGGGGCCCGCGCGGCGCAGUCCACCUUCAGCAUCCCCAACAGCAGCAGCGGCCCGUACGGCUCCCAGGACUCGGUUCACAGCAGCCCCGAGGACGGCGGCGGCGGCGGCAGGGACCGGCCGGCGGGCGGGGGUCCCGGCGGCCCACGCCUGGUGAUCGGCUCCUUACCAGCUCACCUCUCGCCGCACAUGUUUGGAGGAUUUAAGUGUCCUGUAUGCUCAAAAUUUGUACCCUCAGAUGAAAUGGAUUUGCAUCUUGUGAUGUGUUUAACAAAGCCAAGAAUAACCUAUAAUGAGGAUGUGCUGAGUAAAGAUGCUGGGGAAUGUGCAAUAUGCCUUGAAGAAUUGCAGCAGGGAGAUACUAUAGCACGACUGCCUUGUCUAUGCAUAUAUCAUAAAGGCUGCAUAGAUGAAUGGUUUGAAGUAAAUAGAUCUUGCCCUGAGCACCCUUCAGAUUAAGCAUCAGCUUCCUGUUUUAUAGGUUUCCUUGUCUUUUCAAGAUGCUUGAAAAACUGAGAGGAUACGAAGAUUUAUCUCUGGAAAAGCAAAAGCAAAAACAAAAAUGCAGGCACACUCAGCCAGAAAUCUACGUUCUGUGAGACUCAGUAAUGCAGAGAUGGACAAUCAUACAGGAAAAAAAAAUCCUGCUGAGGAGAGGACAAUUGUCACAGAACUCAGUGUACCAAACAUGAAUAAAGGACACACAGGGAUUUUGAAAAUGCUGCACAUCCCUUAAUAGUCAUCUACAUAGGUAAUACUGAUGAACAUUUUAUAUUCAGACACCAAAGUUAACUGAUUUAAAAGUUGAUUUACUUUUUAUUAAGUUCUCUAGAGCUGCACAACUAGUUGUUUUUAAUUUGUUUUGGUUUUUAGUUUGGGGUCCCUUUAUUUUCCCCAAUAUGAUGUUCCUGCAUUCAUCUAUUCUUAAAUUGAAGACCACGUAAUUUACUUCUUAAAAAUUAAAGUCUUGAAUGUGAAACCAAGAAAUGUAAUCAAGCAGUAAAACAUUCUCUGAAUGUAGACUGUGAUCUCAAGUUCUUUGAUUUUUUUUUCCCCCCAAGAGUAGAAAAUAGACUUCUACAUAGGAAAGCUAAAGUAUGUUAAUACUUUAAAUUAAAGGUUUAAAAUUAUCAGAAUGCAUUCCAAAGAGUAAAAAAAUCAAGUUACAUAAUUACAUUUUAAUUAAUUAAAUUUGGAUUAUCUACAGAAUUGCAGUUUAUUAAAUAUGUUGUUUCCUUUUUAAAUAAAACUGCUCAACAGUUAAUCAGCAAUGAAUCAUUUUGCAGCUAUGCAACUUAAAAAAAAUACUAAUUACCAAUUUUAAGUGCUUCCAGCUACAGUAACUUUGUUUUAACGGGUAUUUUUGUUCUUUUCAUGUAAUUAUUUUAUUGUGCUUUGCAUCUCCAUGCAGUUUUCCUACAUUUGGGUAAAAUAUUUAGCAGGUUGUAAACUUAAUAACUUAUGAAAAGGGUAAAAUAAAAUUUUCUUGAGUGGAACUUGGAAUAAUUUGAGGGACAUUUUUAUAUACUUUUAAAAAUCAGAAUUUAAUUGGGAUGCCAGAUUUAUAGCAAUUUGCAUCUUUAAUUUUCCAGGUAAUCUGGGGUUUAGCAUUUGAUAAAUGAUUUUUUAAAGCAAACAUGAAGAUUUUGUUAAUUUAUAAUUUAUUAAUGUGUUAUUACUGUAAUUGAAAAUGUUACAGAGACUUUUAAAUUCAGUCUUGUUUAGAAAGAAAUGUAUUAAGCAAAAUUAUGUGAAUAAAUAUUCCCACAAAAUACAUCUGAAUGGUUAAAAAAUACUGGAGGAGAGCUAUCAGGGCUGCAACAGUGAAUGUCUUUUUUUUUUUAAUCAAAAAUACCAAUAAAUAGAUUUCAUGUUUUCAACAUAGGGAAAAUAUUAUCAGUGAACAAUUUAAGCAGUGCACUUUACUCAGUAUAAUUGAGAGUUACACAGUACUGUUUCCUUAUUUUAAGCUUUCUUGACUCUAAUGUAUUUGUUUGCUUUUCUGUUUAUUGCUGCUAUUCUUCUCAAUUUUUUUUCUACUCUAUUGCUUCUGUUUCAUAUAUUUUAAAAGGGCACGUACAGGAGCAACUGCUGCUACCCAGAAAAAUAUGUAUCUUAUAAACAAUUAAGAGUUUUUCAUUGCUUUCAGUGUGAUUCUAAACCAGGUAAUGUUUUCCCUAAAGUUUUACUGUGAAAUGUCUUUUGUUAUGCUGCAGUUGAUAGAAGAGUCCAAAACCUCCAUUGUGACAGCUGACAGCACAGUUUCAUAGGUGCUUUUUUUAACCAGUUAUGGAAAAUAUUCUUCCCUCAAAGAAAAUAUUCUUUCCUUAAAUUUUUUCUGUUAUCACGAAAUCUUAAUAUGAAUACACUUUAGUUCACAUUUUCAAUUUUGUAAGCUUUCUCUCCCUCUUUCUCUCUCUCACACACACAAGAAAAACCUCUUAGAAUGUGAAUAGUUUUUUUUCUACUGGUAUAUUGUUAUGGUAAGAAUUAUUUUGUUGUCUUCCAUUCUUAAAGGAAAAGAUUUACUAUAGCUGUGGUAGUUAACUAUUGAUAUUCUCUUGGAAGUUGAUUUUCUGAUAUAAUUUACUCAUUGACUUUUAAAGUUUAUUGGCCUAAAUUCCCUUUUCCUUCUUUAUCCUGUACCAUACUCUCACAAUCGUAUUCACUUAGCCUUUGUUUGUCGUAAGGUUCUGUGCUGCAGCUCCUACAGUAGAAGCUCCUGUGGUUUAAGAGAAAGUUCAGUGUUUGUCAGUGUCAAGUGCUACUUGAUUAUUUGUCUAGAACAGUAUCUACUUAAAUCUGUUUAUAGUGAUCCCUUUUUUGUUAAAAUUUACAAAAGGUAGCCUUUUUUUUUUUUUACUUUAAAUUCAGUCUCCAUCAGUGACUUCCUAAAAAGAAGAAUUUAGAAAUUGAAAUUUUUUUAAAGCCCAGAUGCUCCAGUUUUUAUUUAAAGUCAAAAUUGCUAAUCUGGAAAAUAUUAUAAGUAAUAUUGUACAUAAUGUCACUUAUAAUAUUUGUAAAUUUAUAUACAGACACUGCAUAGUGUAAGUAGGACAUAAAAUCACGUUACAUGUUUAAACGUGUAGCUGAAACUACUGACAACUGAAUAUUAUGGAGAUAAAAUAAAGAAUGAAACCCUAGUUAUCAAAUUGGUUAUAGUUUUCUAGAAUCUUUGUAAAUACUUGUUUUCAAAUAAGAUCACAGUUGGGUAUAUAGAAAGCAAUGUGUUCUGAAAUUUCACUUCAGUGCCGCUCUUUUCUUCAUAAUGGGUUUAUUGCCAAUUUUGACUCAUCUUACGGUGAUCUGGCUUUUUCCCCCCUAAAUGUGUAAGAGAGUGUAAGAAUGUAUAUGAGUACAAUUAUUGUCUUCUUUUGGCUCUUUCCCAGAGAAAUAAACUAAGAAUAGUCUUAAUCUGUGUUUUUCAGAUCUGGUUAUAAAUCAGAUAUAGAUUGUGUUUUAAGAGCAGUGUCUGAUUGAAAUAUAAAUAAUGGUUUCCAUAACUCAUUAUUUUGUGGUAGCCAAAACAACUAAAAAAAGUCAUGUUGUUAACUGUUGGGUACUGGGUAGGUUUUAGUUUCUUAGUGCAAGUCUUCUAUUUUUUUUAAAUGUUAUACAGUUAUUUCAGUUUUCACCUACUAAACAGUCUACUAGAAUGUAGCCCCAGAAUGCCUGAGGAGCAUACUUGGAAUAUGUAUUUCAAAAAGAUUCCAGUUUAAAUGAGUUAAUGAAAAUACCAGAUUUUCUUUUCAGAGCUUAGUUCGCUUGCUAAAUUUGGGUUUAGUGAAGUUUAAGAGCAAUUGUUUAACAUAUUAUAGCAAGUCACAGGGAUAUUCCUUUAAAUGAAAAAAGACUGUAAAUUUAAUGUAAAUAUUACCUAAUUUUAUUUACUAAAAGAGAGUUAAAGAAGGGAAAUUUUCUAACAAUAAGCUACAUUUGAACAAAGCAUGAAACUCUUUUUUAAAAUUAAAGAAUAAUUGAACUUACCAUCUGAUUGACAUCCACAUUAUAUGUUGAUAUUAAUAUCCAGUCCUUAUGUUUUCAAAAAGAAAGUUUCCAUAUAAAUCAGAUUAUUAGGAAUUUUAUAAAACUACAUAGAGGUAAAUAUUGCUUUAAAUAUGAGAACAGUUUGUUAGUUGCAGGAAGUUUUCUAAUUCAUUUGGGCCAUUUUCUUGCAUUUUGAUUUAUCCUGAGGUAAACUCAGAACAUAUUGACAGUGAGUGGUUAAAUGUGAAGUGUCCCUUGUUCUUUCUUAGAUAUUUUCUAAGGUAAAAAAUAUUCUAGCAUGCCAAUAUUUUGUCUUUGGCCCAUUCCCCUUUGUUUCUGAAGUAUGUAGCUUCUGAUCUUUUUCUUUGCUACAACAUACUGUGAGGAACAUUAUGGUAGUUACAUUAUCUGUGUUAUUGUCCACUUUGCUUCUCUACCCAGAUCUUUUCAUUCUGAAACUAAAUUGUUACUUGUUUUCUUUACAGGAAAUUGCUACUUGGUAUGCUCCUAGUAGUGAUCCUUAUUCAGGAACAGCUGGUAAAAUUUUUUUGGUAAUAACUUACCCAGACAAUACUUCGAAUACCAUAUUCUGUGAAUGCUGUGCUUAAGCUAAGAAACUGGAUGUUCUUUUCAAAUCACAGAAUUCCUGUAUUAUAUGAAUGGGAAAUACCUUGUCUUUUAAGUUAUCUGAUUCUCUAUGGGAAGUAAAAGGCAUCAAUGAAAACCAGAUACGUUAAUGUUGAGUUUUAUUGAAAAUGCAACAUUACUAUACUUAGAGGAGUUGGCAUAUUUUCAGAUAUUUAAGCCAUCAUUAAUUUUAGACCAAUAGCUAAUAAUAAGAUAGAUUGUUGGUUGCUUGUUUAUAGAGAGGCAAGGAGUGGCAUGGCAUAAACUCACAUCCCAGAAAUAAAUGAAAUUUUAGAAAGUGAUAUUAUAGUAUCUGUUAACCAGCCUUGUGCUUCUUAACUCUGCCCUGGACUGUGAGGCACCUUUCAGGACCCCGAGUCUUAGAAUCAGAAGUGAUUAAUUUCUUCUAUUACUAAAUUCUCAUGGCUUCCUUUUUGAUUUGGUAUGCUGAGAUUGAUAAAUACUGAUGAUUUAUAUUUAUAAACUUAGAGUUCUAUCAGAAUCCUGUUACCAGUGAAUCUGGUGCCAGCAUCUUGAAAAGCUUUCAUUAUUAGUCAGAAGCAUUUUGAGCAUCUGUGUGCGUGUAAUACAGUUAGCAGACCCUAUAGAGAGAUACAAAAGAGAUUUUGGAACUGGAUGAUGAUAUUGAUCUUUAUUAUAGCAGUCCCUUACAUUUUAUUGCUUUCCAAUGACUAUAUGAGUUUCCUUAUUUGAAAAUCAUGAUAAUGAUAGAUAUUUACCUCUACUGCUCUGUUCAUGAUUUCCUCAACUCUUCUGUAAUACUUUAUAAUUUCCUCUAUUAGAAAAUACUUUCCAGUUAAAUAAGGUAUCAAAAGCAUCAAUCACAAGAAAUAUAGAAAAUGUGUUAGGAACAACUUGUAUUAGUAUGUUCUAAACUAAAAUGGAACAAUUCAUUAUUGAUAUUUUAAUAAAUAAGACUUCAAAAUGAUCUUGCCAAAUCAUCCCAUUAUUUAGAAGUAGAAAAUAAGAGAAGAAUGUUUUCAAGGAAGUUUAUCAUAUCCACCCUUAUGUCUAGAAGUUGACAGUGCAUUACAAUAAAACAGAAUUACCUGAGUGCUGAAAGGUUACCAUGAAUUAACUGAUGUCACAGUUUAUUUUUGUAUACAGAAAAAAUUGAUUUUUUUCAGUUUAACCCAUUACCACAAAAAUUGGAUCUAAAAAUAUUAGUUGAAAUUCUGCAAUAGCUUAAUAAACGACUGUUUGUAGUGGUAAUGGACAAAGAGGCCUUUUUACCAUAACCAUUAGGAAAGAUGUACUCUGAAAUUUCUAACGUAAAACGUAUUUUGUAAAUUUGUAAUUGAAAUAUUACUGGAGAGCUAUUAAGUUUUGGGGAGGGAUGGUCUGUCAGUGCACAAUCAUAACUUUUAAAAUUUAGAUUGUAUUUUAGUAACAUUCCAUUAUGUUUUUAAAGGGAGAGUUAUUAGUCUUUUGAAGCACAAUUUUCAUGAUGGAAGAGGUAUUGAAUUUUGUAGCAUAAUGGUUAACCACAUGAGUUCUGGAGCCAGACUGCCUAGUUUUGCCAUCUCCUUGACAUUGGACGAGAUACUACUCUGUGCCUCGCUUUCGCCUAUAAAAAGAGGUAAUACUUCUGCCUACCUCAGGGUUGUUGUGAGGAUUAAAUGGUAAAGUACAUGUAUGCACCAGGCACAGAGUAAGCACUUAAUAAUGUUAGUAGUUUUUAUAAACAAUAAAUAUAUUUGUGCCCAUCUGUGAAUAAAUUUUGUUAUUCUCUUCA
This is a messenger RNA of Orcinus orca (killer whale), 7971 nucleotides long. RefSeq names its product zinc and ring finger 2 (gene ZNRF2). NCBI's taxonomy places the organism in Eukaryota, Metazoa, Chordata, Mammalia, Artiodactyla, Delphinidae. Bases 1353 to 2060 code for a protein of 235 amino acids. The record is from RefSeq and is a predicted model, not a curated record. The transcript has 5 exons.